AAUAUCGCCGUCACCAUCUGUCAGUGAGCGUUGCUGUUUUCACGGAUACCAUACCGCCUCUUGUUGAUACUGUGUUAAGAAACGAAAGCUAAACUGAUUAUUGCGGUAGUUGACGCAUUUCUACCUCAAGCCAGUAGUGGUUUAUUGCUUGUUUCUGUGUAGAUUUAGUUAGUCAGUUGAAUGACUCGUUACUGACUCAUUACAGUACUGUAGUGAGCGUUAUAGCUGAUCAGCAUUCAGCACUCUUCGAGAUGGCAGCUCAGACAUGUAACGUUAUAAUAAACUAGCUAGACGUUAAAGCAGCUAUUCAAACACCAUUGUGCCUAUUCGGAUGUGUGGACAAAACACCGUGGACUGUCUUCAUAUCCUUGAAUAAUUCCUAUCAAACAUACACGUUCUUGGACCGACAAUAGUAACGUUAGUACUAGCAAUUACUUUAACAUUACUUCUAAAUCCAAACUGCAGUUUACAAGCUUCAGCGAAAGAUAAGACUAUGUCCGAGGAAAAUACCCAGUUCUGCAGUAAUUGCAAGCAUGACAUUCCAGAAGCCAAUUUUACAACACAUGAGAUUCACUGUCGCCGGAAUAUUGCUCUCUGUGAUGUGUGCCAGGAGCCUUUUCCGCAUGCUGAGCUUGUGCAGCACAAAGAGAUGGACCACGCUGAGGAACAGUGCAAAUGUGGAUUAAAGAUAGAGAAAAGAUUCCUGGAGACCCAUCAGAGAUCAGAAUGCAGUCAUCGACUGGUCCCGUGCCAGUUCUGUGAUCUGGAGCUGGCUUCCUAUCAGGCUAAAGAGCAUGAGGAGUACUGUGGGACCCGCACCGAGCCCUGCCCUGCCUGCAAGUGUAACGUUAUGCUAAGAGAGCAACACGUUCAUCCAGCCCUGUGCGGAAGUCUGACUCCCCCUCAGGAGAGGCAAAGCAGUAGGGCAGGGUCCCAGUCUCCUGGAGCAUGGUUUGAGGCACACUCCAUCCAUAACCUGUUGAGGGCCCAGGAGAGGAGCCACAAUAAUAACAACACGGGGGCCGUGGACCGUAGGGGUCCACCACGACCCUUAGAGGACAGACUGCAUAACAGCACCAGAGGAACACUUUUCGGGGGAACCAGGAGAAACAGAGAAAUGAGGAACAGUGAAUUUGCUUAUUUGCUGGAUCAGGAAGCAGAAUUGCAUGGGAACAACAACAACAGCCUGCUGUGGACUCUGGGACAACUGCCAGACUACGAGUCCUCCAGUCUGGACUACAUGCUGGCCCUCAGCCUGCAGAGUGAAGGUGACUUGGAGGACCCCCUUCAGGAGGGCGUGUGGACUGAUGUGUGGGACCGUAACCUGGGAAGGACACCAGCCCAUAGCAAUCUCACUUCCCAGCUCUCCUCCAGCACUAACAACAACUGCACUGCAGCUCCCCCUAAAACCAACCUGGCCCCAGCCCACAGCCCUUCCUCAAACAUCAUGCUGCCUUGCGAGUUCUGUGAAGAGCUCUUUCCAGAGGAAGACCUCAUCCUACACCAGACCGGCUGCAGCCCGGCCUCUGCUAUCGCUUCCUUCAGUAAACAAGCUUCUUCUCUUCAAUAUGAAGAUGACAUCAGUCAAGGGGCUGGUCAUAUCAUUCCUCCCCGCACGCCCAGUCCGCCCACCCUGCCCCUGUCCGUUUCUCCGCUCUCCUACAGUUCCUCCUCUAGCCCAGUUGAGGGCGAAGUGCUCAUUCCUUGUGAGUUUUGUGGCGUUGCUUUGGAAGAGGAUGUGCUCUUUCACCAUCAGGACAAGUGUGACUUCCGCCCCCAGACAGCUUUUUUAGUCAAUGGAGUUUCUCCACGAAAACCAACCCAGAAUGUCAAAGAGACCCCGGACAGAAGAUCUCCUGAGAAGCAGAGGAGGGUGAGACAUCAAGCUGAGCCAGGUGAGGAGCUCCUGCAACAGACAGCUCAGGGGCGACAGAGAAGCUCCUCAGGUUUGGACCAAUGGCCGCCCUCAGCUUACAGUUACUCUAAGAACACAAAUGUUGAACAGCAGGCGAAGAGCAGGAACCAAAGGCUCAAAGCUGGAGAAGCAAACACGUAUCUCAACGACAGCCUCAAGCCCCGUUCUACAACUGCUUUGGGAUCUCCACACAGAGGAAGACUGGAAGGUCGAACGAGUGAGAAAAACACGGAAGCACCAAAGGUGCCUAAAAAGCAUAAUGUUGAAAAAGAAGAGGAGUAGAAAAACAUCUUAGUCUCUGUGACUCAAAGCAGUGGCCUGUUAUUUCUGUUUUAUUGGCUGUUUUGUUUGUGUCUGCAAAACAUUUACACUCCCAGGUGAAUUUAUAAAUUCUUUGGCUUGUAAAUGUCUUUCUUUGAUUGCACUAUUUUUUAAAAUCUCUGUAUUGUAUUUUUUUAUUGUAUUGUUUGUUUUAAGCAUCGUUGUAUUUUCUUUGUUUCAAAGACGACAGAGAAAUGUGUAUUUUAUUUAAAACUACACACAAGUUAUAGUACAAAUAUAGAAACUGGCAUAACACUUUACUUUAAUGUUGUAUACUUUAGUUAAUGCAAUUGUGAACAGUGGACAAUACUGCGUUUAUUAAUCCUGGUUAAUAUUAAUUUCUAUGUAUUUUUUAAAUAUAAAAAUGUGUGUAUGUUUAUACUGUUAGUUCAUAAUGCAUCGUGAACUGAUAAUUCAGCAAUGACCAAUAAAAUAUUUAGGAAUUAAGAUAACAAUGAUUAAUAAAUGCUGUAAAAUAAUUAUACGGACUGCAUUAAAGGUGGGGUAUGUGAUUUUCUUUUUUGACCAUUUUUUCAAAAUCACUCAAUCCUAUUCGUAACCCACUCACUGGCUGUAAAUUAGAAGCACUGAAAUGAAAAUGAAGCAAUUUAAUCAUCUGUGGAACGGGCAGGACUCCAGCCAAUCUUUCUCAAGAACCAUCUAGAAUCAUUGGACAGAAAAUGCGUCAAUCAAACGGUCUUACCAUGCCCCCCUCCCUCCACCCCCCUCGUGCACGUGUCCCGUUCUACUACCAACAGAUGCGGCUGUGGCAUUUUUUCUGCUUGACCGACAGGUGAGAAGCCGAUUGACUAGUAGUAUUUACUACUAAUCAGGGAACUCUUUACUGAUGAUAUGCGCUUGAGAAUUGUAGCUGUUCUAACGUUAUAGCCCAGCCAUAUGUAGAACUAGCUAGCUAAACAACCUGUUUGGGGAGGAAGCUGUAUUUAUGCAUCUUGAGUGCUUGAUUGCACAUCCAUGUUUUUUGAAUGGGUGGAGUCAGGGCCAGAUAAUAAUUUUACAAUGUACAUUCAAAAGCGUCUCCUAGUGCAGCAACAACAAUUCAUAAACUUUGAAUUUGUGGAUAUUUGAGAGCUAUUGUAAGACUGCCUGUAUGGUGGAAUAGUUGAUUGUGUUAUCAUGAUUGUUUAUCUUUGGUCAUGUAACAUUUUUCAAUAAAAAGGUCUUGCUGUGACUGAAGGUGG
This is a messenger RNA of Pimephales promelas (fathead minnow), 3438 nucleotides long. RefSeq names its product TRAF-type zinc finger domain containing 1 (gene trafd1). Gene Ontology annotation, cellular component: mitochondrion. Gene Ontology annotation, molecular function: zinc ion binding. NCBI's taxonomy places the organism in Eukaryota, Metazoa, Chordata, Actinopteri, Cypriniformes, Leuciscidae. Gene Ontology annotation, biological process: negative regulation of innate immune response. The record is from RefSeq and is a predicted model, not a curated record.